This is a messenger RNA of Vicia villosa (hairy vetch), 1279 nucleotides long. RefSeq names its product diacylglycerol O-acyltransferase 2D-like. The coding region runs from base 228 to 1166 and encodes 312 amino acids. NCBI's taxonomy places the organism in Eukaryota, Viridiplantae, Streptophyta, Magnoliopsida, Fabales, Fabaceae. Gene Ontology annotation, cellular component: endoplasmic reticulum membrane. The transcript has 9 exons. The record is from RefSeq and is a predicted model, not a curated record. Gene Ontology annotation, biological process: triglyceride biosynthetic process. Gene Ontology annotation, molecular function: diacylglycerol O-acyltransferase activity.
UUGAGUAGUGGUGUUACUAACCAUACCAAAAAAGAAAAUUCGUAUUAUUUAUUGUCAGAAAUCAUAAAUAUGUAAAAGCAAGAUGGCCUAGUGAUUUAAGAAAUUGGUCAGGAGGGAGUUUAGUACAGACAGUGUGUUUUCUUUUUCUGAAAACAGUACAGACAGUGUCUUAGUACCACAAAAAAAAAAAAAAAACACUCUUUCAUUAACCAAAACAAAACCAAAACAUGGAAAAAGUGUUGAGAAUUGAAUCAAGUAACUCUUUCAAAUCUGUUGUUGCAUUAGCAUUAUGUGUUGGAGCAAUUCACUUCAAUCUUGUGUUCAUACUCUUCACUCUCUUCUUCCUUCCUCUCUCAAAAUCACUUCUGGUUUUUGCUUUGAUGAUACUGUUUGUGGUGAUUCCUGUGAACAAGAACAGUUUAUUGGGCCAGAAAUUGUCCAGAUUCAUAUGUAAACAUGUUUGCAGUUAUUUUCCUAUCACGCUUCACUUGGAGGAUGCAGAGGCUUUCCAUCCUAACCAAUCUUAUGUUUUUGGCUAUGAGCCACAUUCAAUUUUUCCAUUCGGCAUCUUUGCACUUCAUGACAACGUAGGUUUCAUGCCUAUUUCAAAAAUAAGAUUUCUUGUUAGCAGCAUGUCUUUUUAUAUACCAUUUUUGAGACAAGUAUGGACAUGGCUGGGUUUUACAUCAGUGGAGAAAAAAAUCUUAAUUUCCUUGUUGGAGUCUGGACAAAGUUGCAUUAUAGUACCUGGUGGAAUUCGAGAAACACUUUUCAUGGAGCAUGAUUCUGAGAAUGUAUUUCUUAAAGAAAGAAGAGGAUUUGUUCGAAUAGCAAUAGAGAUGGGUCACCCACUUGUUCCAAUUUUCUGCUUUGGUCAGACAAAUACUUAUAAGUGGUGGAAAGUUUCUACCAAGUUAGUUCAUAAUCUUACGAGAUUUAUCAAGAUUAAUCCAAUAAUAUUUUGGGGAAUACUCGGAUCUCAUAUACCAUUCAAGAAUCCAUUGUAUGUGGUGGUGGGUAGACCUAUUCAUGUUAAGAAGAAUCCAAAACCAACAACAGAACAGGUUACCAAAGUACAUAGUGAGUUUGUUGAAGCACUUAGAGAUCUAUUCCAAAAACACAAGGCUAAAGCUGGAUGUACAAACCUUGAGUUGAAAAUUGUUUGAGAAAACAAAAAAUUCACUCAUAUAUGUUUGAAUCAGAUCAUGUAUUUUUCUUUUUAUUAUUAGUUUGAUAUUAAUAUGGUAUUCUACAUACUAUUAUACAUGCAUAAAUAAAU